Messenger RNA from Anastrepha obliqua, 927 nucleotides. RefSeq names its product rhythmically expressed gene 2 protein (gene Reg-2). NCBI's taxonomy places the organism in Eukaryota, Metazoa, Arthropoda, Insecta, Diptera, Tephritidae. The transcript has 3 exons. Bases 1 to 831 code for a protein of 276 amino acids. The record is from RefSeq and is a predicted model, not a curated record.
AUGACAACUGCCUUGGGCCGCUUGCGUCUAAUCACAUUUGACGUCACGAAUACUUUGCUGCAAUUCCGUACUAGUCCUGGUAAACAAUAUGGCGAAAUUGGUGCACUUUUUGGUGUGCUUUGUGAUAAUGAUGAGCUCGCAAAAAAUUUCAAGGCUAAUUGGUAUCUGAUGAAUAGAAAAUAUCCCAACUUUGGACGCAAUUCGCGUAUUGGCUGGCAACAGUGGUGGCAUCAGCUUAUCAGUGGCACAUUCGCUGACAGUGGCUCAUUAAUACCCGAGGAUAAAUUAGGAAACUUAUCCAAUCAUUUGUUGGAGCUUUAUAAGACAAGCCUUUGUUGGCAGCAUUGUAACGGCAGCAUCGAUUUACUCAAUUAUUUACGCUUGCAACAACAACUCGCUACAAACCAUCACGAGAAUGAAUUUAAUGAUGAUCACAGCAGUCAUAAAUCGCCAAUUUCUCUGGGUGUCAUUUCCAACUUUGAUCCGCGCUUAGACAUUCUAUUGCGUAAUCUAAAAAUCAAGCAUUAUUUUGAUUUUACAAUCAAUUCUUAUGAUAGUAAUUGUGAAAAGCCAAAUCCUGAAAUAUUUAACUUAGCCAUGCGGUUGUCGGAUUUGACUGAUUUGAAGCCAGAAGAAUGUUUACAUAUCGGUGAUGGCCCAACCACAGAUUAUUUGGCAGCGAAAAAUAUUGGCUGGAAUUCCGCACUUAUACACGAGAAGAAUGUCAACUAUCUCAUUCCAAAAUAUGGCGACAAAAUUGAAGAACACUUCGUUUUCCCUAGUUUAUAUGAUUUUCAUAAAAAUUUUUCAAAUAAUUUUAUAAAGUGGUGAAUUAUUUUAACAUUAACUAGUGUUUACUACUACAGCCUAUGUAAUAAAUACAAAAUAUACAAACUCAUCUGGAUGAUCGUGCUUGAUCAGUGAGUA